AUGGACAGAGGUUUCAAACUCGGUAUUGAGCUUGAAGUGCUUCUGACUCCCAAGUACUCGACCAGGUCAUUUUCAGAUUUGGAAGACUUCGCCAAUUUCUUCGUCACAGACCUCAACUCCAGGCUCCCCCCAGGUGUUCGAAUCCAUUCAGAUGUUGAUGGCCUUUACGAGGGCCCGGACGACUACCGCGAGUGGUCAAAUUCACGCCUUCGAAACCGCAAGAUGGAAAAGUGCUUCGAGCUAGUUGACCGAUGCAAUCACCAAGCUGAGAUCGCCGACCUUACGAAUGACGGUGGCAACCGGCGAUUUGCGUGGAACUUCACCAAUCUGUAUCACGGCGGCAAGUCGACUGUCGAGUUUCGCCAAGCACCUCCUGCGGCCGAGCCUACAAUGUGUCUGGCAUGGGCAGAGUUUGUGGUGGCGUUUGUGCAUGCUGCGAAGGAACUUCGAGGGGUUUCCAGUCUUAAACGAUAUACUCGAGAUGCCCAUGGUUUGAAAAGAUUUCUCACCCACCACGCCCCUCCUGGGUUUACUGCUCGCAACUUGAAGAAUCUUUUCGUAGGGAAAUUUGGUCAUCGAGUUCCACGGCCUCUUCCGACCCUUACAACCGGACAACGAGACGUUCUGGAAAGGAAAGACGCGGAGGCAAGAAGGAAAGAUUUGGUGAUGAAGAAACUCACUCGUUUGUUGUCUGAGUGA
Messenger RNA from Penicillium riverlandense, 699 nucleotides. RefSeq lists its product as uncharacterized. The record is from RefSeq and is a predicted model, not a curated record. The transcript is spliced from 2 exons. Lineage: Eukaryota; Fungi; Ascomycota; Eurotiomycetes; Eurotiales; Aspergillaceae. The coding region runs from base 1 to 699 and encodes 232 amino acids.